AUUCACACGACGAGGCGAGAGCGCGGUGCGAGCUUGGCGAGGCGGCCGCGCGGCGGCGCGCCAGUCCACCCAAGAUGGCCACGCUGGAUCAAUGAAACGCGAGUAAUCGUAGUGAAAACACAAAUUGACAAGUGUGCGGGCGAACAUCGCGGCCUGAUCGCGGUGUAAAUGGACCAUGGGCAAGGACCAGGAGCUGCUCGAGGCAGCGAGGAGCGGCAACGUCACCGUGGUCGAGAAGAUUCUCGGUCAGCGAGCCAAAAGGAGUGGUCCACUGGCAAGUCUUCGUCGGGGACCAGGAGCUAAUGUGCAAGAUGCCAGUGGGUACUCGGCCCUCCACCACGCAGCUCUAAACGGCCACAGGGACGUGGUCAGAUUACUGCUCCAAUACGAAGCUUCCACCAAUGUCGUCGACGCCAAGGGCUCUUCGCCGCUUCAUUUGGCCGCUUGGGCGGGGGAUGCGGAAAUUGUACGAUUAAUUCUCAGCCAAGGGCCGUCGGUGCCGAAAGUGAAUCUUGCGACAAAGGAUAACGAAACUGCACUGCAUUGUGCGGCGCAGUAUGGGCACACGGAAGUGGUGGCACAGCUGUUGCACUACGGAUGCGACCCUAGUAUCCGCAACAGCCGCGGAGAAUCUGCGCUCGACCUCGCCGCACAAUAUGGCAGAUUGGAAACCGUGGAGCUGCUCGUGCGGACGCACCCUGAAUUGAUCGAGCCGCUGCGUAAUUCUUCCUCGUCUCUGAUCUUCCCGCACACACCUUUGCACCUAGCCUCGCGCAAUGGCCACAGAGCGGUCGUGGAGGUUCUCCUUGCCGCUGGAGUUGACGUCAAUACGAGGACGUCAGCGGGCACCGCGAUGCAUGAGGCGGCGCUCUGCGGCAAGAUGGAAGUGGUACGGGCGCUUUUAGAUCGCGGAGUGGAUUUGGGCAUUAGGGAUUCCCGGCAGAACACGGUGCUUGAUCUUCUGGGACAGUUUCCGCCGCACGUCACUCAAGAUAUCACGGCGGUGAUAAAAAGGCACCGGUCUUCCUCCGGUGUGGAGAGCGACGCUGACAGCGAGAACUUGCCGCCGAUUCCGGUCCAGGGUGGCGACUCAUUGGGCAGCCCCUACGAAAACGUUCGCCCGGGGGAUGAUCUCUCCCCCGCGGAGGGGACGUCGCCUACUCAGUGGCAGUUCUAUCAUAAGCCGCGGGACGACGAUCGUCGCGUAUCCGGCACUUCCGUCAUGUCCUUCGAAGACGAGCAGAACGGAGAGCCGGUGAACGGAGUACGGAGGGCCCUCCAGCAGACAGAGGACUCCGACCCCAGUUCCGUCUUCGACAGCGUCUUUAUGUCCCUAUCCGACACUCUCAACUCUAUAAAUACUCUCGAAAGUUCCGACCAAACUCCUGAAGAUAUACCACAAAACACUAGCAAAAGAACACCAUUACCACCCGACACCACACGGGGCUCCGACAGCGGACUGUACCAAACUCCGCCGGUGCCGCGCGGUACAAUGGAGGGUAGCUUCGUGUCGGAGGACCUGUCCUUGACAUUGCCCACGGGAUACGGGGGUGGCAGAGAGUCCGACCAAUUGAGCGUGUCCUCAUCCUCGAGCGUCGGCGGCCCGAGCCCACGGGACCGCCGUUGUUUGCCCAACGAUUCCAGCGCUGGCGGGAUUUACUUGCCGAUGGCACCCUUGUCUAGCUCGUUGCACAGCCCCGCUUCCAACAGUAAAGUCUCGCCGACGCCGCCGAAGAAGCCACCCAGGCGGAAUCUCUCCGUGUCCCCGACGCACCUGCAGACGCAGAUGUCUCUGUCCGCCGACAGCUCGGUGGGGCCGAGCAACUACGAGUACUUGUUCUUGGCGCGCAGCGGAGCGCGCAGUCACAUUGAUCUCGAGCAGCUUCAGAAACGGCGCGAUCAGCUGCGCCACGUGACCAGAAGCGUGGACCAGUACGUGGAGAUGAAGUCCAGGCUGGUCGGCGGCGAGGAGAAGCGCGAGCCGAACGUGGAGCCGGUGGCCAUCACGUCCAUCUACGAGAACCGGCCGGUGAAGAUGCUGAACCCGCGCAGGAAGCUGCGCAGGCACGCGUACGAGAGCUACGAGCCGGAGAGCAGCUCGUGCGCCGACAAGUCGCCGUGCAGCGACGGCGACGCGGUCGUCCAGGAGCAGACGUUCGUGUCGAACGCCUUCCUCACCCUCAAGUCUUCCCAGGAGAGCCUGCUCGACGAGAAGCGCGAGGUCAUCGACGAGCAGCCGGCGUUGGAGAGCCGCGAGGCCACCGACAAGCGUCUCAAGCGCGUGCAGAUGCUGCUGCCGACCAGCCCGACGCAUUACGUCCAACCACCCACGCCCGAUCAUCCACCACCUUCGGCCAUGCAGGCGGAGAAGUCCAUCCACGAGCGCAUCCGGCCGCUCAGCCAGGUGUACAAACGAAGGUCUCGCGACAUGGAAACGGAAACGGACGAGGACCUGCUGCAGUUCCCCGCCGGCGGCUCGCUGGACGCGUCCAGCGGCUCUCUGUCCAGCGUGUCCCUCUCCGACAAGAGCAUGUCCACGGAUAACGUCGAGGAGUACUUCGGCGACGUGCCGUUCGCAGGUCUGUUAAAGGGUUCCGUCACGGCUGAACGGCCGCGUACUUUGCGCCGCUUGCGGAACGUCUACGGUCAGACCGCAUGCGGGAUGGGGACCGGCGGCGGCGGUGACGGCGGAGAUCGUCUUGAGGACGGCGAGGUCUCCUUUCGGCUUUCCGAGCGGGAUCGCGACAGUCGGGACGAGAAGUCUCUCAGCAUAAUGAGUCCCUUCGACGAGCAGGAGGAGUGGGCGAAGAUCUCGGAGAUCAUGGCGUCGUUCGGGACCGGCCUCGUGCGAGAGUCGGUCUUCGUCAGUGAGCUCGAGAAAGAGUUCCAGACGAGGCUAGGUUUGAGUUCAGACACUAGCAGCAGCCCCAUCGUCUCCACGUCCGUGGGUCAGUGGCUGUCCAGCUUAGGUCUGGCGGACUACGAGUCGCUCUUUGUCAACUACGGCUUCGACGAUCUCGAGUUCAUAAACGGCGUGCUGGACGAGUCGGACCUGCGUGACAUGGGCAUUAGCAGCGACCAGGAGCGGACGGUGAUCGCGGACGCGGUCGGCCUGCUGAACAAACGAGUGGAAAAGCGCAGCGGCGGUCACGGCCAGUCAGUGGAGGAGUGGCUCAAGAGCAUUCACCUGGAAAAUUACGCGGAGACGUUCAGGAAGCACCUGUACACCGACAUGGACCGGGUCAGGCGGGUCUGGGAGGUCGAGCUGGCGGCGGUGCUGGAGAUCCAGAAGCCGGCGCACCGCAAACGCAUCCUCGCGUCCGUCAGCGGGCCGAACGCGCGCGCGCAAACUCGAAACGGCACCGGGCCGAACCUGGAGGACUUGAACAAGGACCUCAACACACUGAAGACGAACAUACAGCAGCUGAAGGAGGAGAUACAGGAGAAAUUGCCGGAAGCAACGGCGGACGGAGGAGGCACGUCGAUAACCGGAGCGAAUUCGACGGCCACGGGCACAUUGAGGCAUCGCAAAAACAGACCGGCGCCCCAGCCACCCCAGCGACCCAGUUCGCAUAAUGGGGCGAUCUCGGCGCCGGAGCAGCUCGAGAUCAGGGCCCCGUCCGAGCUGCUGUUCGGCGUGCCGUCCACCCUCAAGACGCAGUGGAGGCACCAGCCGAAGACUCUAGUCACCGGCUGUGUCACGUACGUCGCCAAUUAUCUCGGCUCCACCGUCGUGAAGGAGCUGCGCGGCACCGAGUCGACGAAGAAGUCGAUACAGAAGCUGAAGAAGAGCUUUCGAGAGCCCAGAGUCACCCCCGACAUUACCCUGGCGAUCUCUUACCGUGGCGUGCGUUUUCUCAACACGCUGACCAACGAGCCGAUUUGCGAGCACGAAAUCCGCAACAUCCACUGCGCCUGCCAAGACGCCGACGAUCUCACACACUUCGCGUAUAUCACGAAGGAUCACGCCAGCCGCACGCACUUCUGUCACGUGUUUUGCGUGCCAACGAUGGAUCAGGCGACGGAGGUCAUCCUGACUCUGGGCCAAGCUUUCGAGGUAGCCUAUCAGAUGGCAUUGAGGGACAAGCUCGGCAGCCACGCGAUUCGCUCCCAGUCCGCUAAUCAACUAACAACGCUCACCGGGUCGUCAAGGUCGACGACGGCGGCGGCGGUGGCGGCGGCGGCGGCGGCGACGACGACGACGACGACGAUGUCGACGACGUCGACGACGAACCCCGGCAAGAUGUCCGUGUCCCCCGACUCCGCGUCCUCCGAGCCCAGCCGCGAGACGGAUCAUGGUGCGGCUCUGAACUCCACGUCGUGCGCGAAUCCCAAGGCGAAAUCGCGAUCGAAGUCCAUACCCAAUCCGAAUCUCCAUUCGGUUAAUCCGAGUCCGGCGCAGGACAGUAACUCCAAUUCCAGUUCCAGCUCGACGACCACCGCGAACUGCAAUCCCAGCUCGAAUUCCGUCUCGAGCCCCGGCACGAACUCGAUCACCAGCUCCAACUCGAACAGCACCACUAAUCAGACCACUAAGCCCUUGGUCACCCACGGCCGUUCUCAUUCCGUCAACGACAUCAAGGUAAACGGUAAUCAAUUGAAAUUGGCGCCAGCGCCGGUGGACGACAUCGGUAUCGGGGUGAAGGACAUGAAGCCUGGCUCCAGAGCCCCGAUCGCGCUGUCCGAGGAGCUGUAAGCCGCGCGUCUCCGCUUGAAAUGCAUGAAAUUGCGACGCCCAUAAUCUCGCGCAGUCGACGAUCAUCCGCCGGGGGGCCGCGUGAGACGCCCCAUGGCUUCCCAUGCAGGCGACACGCCAGGAUCUGCCGCCCGAAUUGCGCACUUCCCUCCGUCGACAACGGGGAGAAUCGCGGCGACUCCCCCCGGCUCGGGGGGCACGUCGUUACGACGAGGGACUCGCGCGACGACUCUCGCGCACUUUGCGCGAGCGAUAUUUCCUCGCGAGAGGCAAGCUGACCAACCAUGAAGACCGCGCGACCGGAAAUCGCCCGGGGGGUGGCCCGGGCUCCUCCACGCGCUCGAGAGACCGAGAGGGAACGGCUCCUUUAUCGUCAGUUUUUAUCCGCCUGGAUUUGGCCGCUUGCGUCACCGGCGCGGUGCCUAAUUAUCGCGGCGCACAAACCACGAAUCAUUUAACGGGGCGUACGGCCAAGGUAAGCAGCGUCCCCGUGGAAGAUCGCGGGUCGAUCCUCGAGUCGACAGUCGACCGAUCCGCGCCACGCUCAAGCAGCGCGUGCACCGGCGCGCUAGGGUGACACAUGUCGAGGCGACUAAUCGAUCGUUCGCCGCUUCCGGUGAACGACCAGGCGCGUCGGGGGUCUCUCUCUUGGUCGCUCGGCGCGUCGCCGAAGUAAGCAGUAUUAACGCGUCGUUUUGGUGGAGCAACGGGAGCGGGAGCGGGGGCGCGCGGAUCGUCGCGCUCGCCGCGCGAUAUCAUUCAGCGGGCCGUGAAAUCGCCGUGAUAACGCCGCGUGUCCGAUCCGAGGCGCGCAGCUGGCAUCCGUACGAGACGUGCGCGCGCGCGAGAGAGAGAGAGAGAGAGAGAGAGAGAGAGACGGUCGUGUCCUUUUUCUUUGGUUAUCUGCGCGCGCGCUCACCUGCGAGCCGAGGAGGAAGCGGCGAGAGAACGGCGCGGAGCGUGCGAGAUGCUCAAUCCCUCGCAAACGAUAUCGACGACCAACGAACUCGUUACGUCUCUCUCCGCCUGCGCUCGCGUUCCCUGAAGCUCCGAUCCUGCGUUGCCGCCAUUAUACUCGGACGUUUCUUCAAGACUGAGGGACUUUAUCUCGUUUUGUAUCUCGCGCUUUUAGUGUAAUAACGCGUACUACGUAGCGAAAGAGGCGGGAAGAAGAGAGAGCGAGAGCGAAUCUCUCUUGAUAAGAGAGAGGGAGGGAGGGAGGGAGAGAGAGAGAGAGAGGAGAGAGGAAAGGAUCUUGAUGAUAUUUCUACCCGGCGAAGUUCGCGCGAACGUACUCGGCUGCUGCUCGCGCCGAGGAACGCGAGGAGGAGGCUCGCGUCGCGCGAGCCGAGCCGGGCUGAUCAGCGAGGAAACGGUCGGCUGAUUUUUCUCUCUCCUGAUUUGCAUGUAUAUAACUGGAUACGUGCGAUCUAACUGAAGCAAGGCUGGAAAGUCGCCGGCCGGAGGAGUGUGUCAGUUCAACAAGUGUGACAGUUCAGUCGGCUGUGAGAACGCAGAUGUUAACGCGAGCCGACUGUUCACGCGAACAUUGUUCCGUUCCUUUUAAGGACGGCCGCGGGCCUAAGAACCCAGCAGGUUGGACGUCCAAGCUGCUUAACGAUGUAUCUAUCUCGCGCGAUCGACGAGGAGAUAUAACGAAGAGAAGCUACAGCGAAAGGGAACUAUAUAGACUUGGCGCGCCCUCUUUGUACGUUUGUUUCUCUCGUCUGAAAACCAAAGAAGCAUAAAUACAGGUAUAUAGACAUACCACCCACACACACACACACACACACACACACACCACACACAUAUACAAGCAGGGAGACUCCUCGCGAGAAAGCGGAAAAUCAAACGAAACUUAGAGACGAUCGAGAGAGCCGUCGGAGAGGGAAGGACUAACGACGAAAACUGCCAAACCGAUGCACCACGAAUCACCUCGGUAGCUAUAUACGCACACUUUGUAUUUAUCACGUUUACAACGUAGCUCAUUGUCGCAAGAUCGACCGGAUUAGGGUUUAGGAUUUCUAGGGAUCCGGCAGCCGUGCGGGCGGCGUUUCUCCUUCUUCGUGAGACAUUACCCAAGUAUUCAAAUUCGCAUUCGAUGUACUCAUGUAGCAGCUAUGUUUAGUCAGUAGUGUUGGUAGGGAGCAUGUUUUAUCAAUGUGUCGAUAUUUAACGAUAUGAUACGUAUAGAAAACGAUAAGGAAGCAAGAGGGGAAGAGGAGGAGGAGGAGCAGGUACGUAGACGAAGAAGCGUGCCGUCUCUAUCGCCGACGAUCGCGCGCGAUCAUUUGCGCGUUCGCGACAGACCCUACGCAGAAAAUGGCGGAUUCGAUCCGCUUGUUCGCGCGAGCGAGAAUCCGCGAGUGCGACGGAGAAGGCGCGAACGAUGCGAGAGAGAGAGAGAGAGAGAGAGAGAGAGAGAGAGAGAGAGAGAGAGAGAGAGACAGCGCCAGCGCGCGAGACUCCGUCGCACGCGAUGCCCGCUCGAUUCGAUCUCGCCUCGUUUGUCUUUCGCCGAAACGAGCCGAGGACUAUCGGGUGCAGCAGUGAUGAACCGCACGAGAAACUGCGGAGAUAUUAAUAAGGGCAUACAAGAAGUUGCAUCAAUGGCGUCCUUUGGUGGCUCCACCCUAACCUUCCACGCGCGCGUCGCGUCGAGCCGAAAGACAAACUCGCGCCGAGACACGUCUUCGCGGUAUCGCGCGGUGGCUCCUCGAGAGAGAGAGAGAGAGAGAGAGAGAGAGAGAGAGAGAGAGAGAGAGAGAGAGAGAGUGAGAGAGAGAGAGAGAGAGAGAGAGAGAGGUGUGACGACAGGAAAAUCGCACAAAACGAAAAGAUUGAUUCCUCGGACCAAGCAUGAACGCGGAAGCACUUUGCUCGUUCCGGAUGUUUAUCAUCGAGAUAUUCAGGCGCGGUGCGUCUCGCGCCACCGCGCUUCCUUCUUCGUUUCCCAUUUUCCUUUCUUUCCUUCGCGAAGGUAUAGAGUUUAACCGUGUGCCCCGUUGGUACCGACGGCGCCGUCAGACUCGGGCUGUCGAUAUCAUAUACAAUUUUUAGAGUACGUAUAUUAUACAUAUAUUUGUACAUAUAUACAUAUAUAUAUAUAUAUAUAUACACACACAUACACACACAAACACGAGCGUACACGUGGAAAUUACACGAACCACCGCGAAUCAGUUUCUCUUAUCAGUACCAAAGAGAUUGUGCGGGUGAUCUUCUCGUCAUUGUGAUCUGUACAUUUGAUGAUUAUCGUAUUAGCAUAGCGAUCGUCCUUCUUAUAGAUAUGAUUUGCUCCUUUUGAACGCGAAUCCUCCCGUUUGAGGUUCUCGCCGCGCACGACUCUAAAGGCGACAAGCACCGCCAGUGGUCGCGCCAUUUUUCAGGCUGACGCUUGCGAAUUUUAUGCGGUGUCGUGUGUGAUUACAUAAUCGAGUGCAUUUAUCACGUGUACGUCAAUCCUAUAAACGCGAGAGUUUCGUUUGCUUUAUACCAAUCAAAUUUGCAUAGCAAAUGCGUCUUGACGCGUCGUCGAUUAACUCUACAAAGCCGCCGCUGCGCGCUGCGAUUCGCCGGGCGCAUUUAUAUCUCCUUGAACGGAAGUCGAGGUUCGCGGACUCAGUAUCGCGCGGCGCGACAUUUUCAAGAAGAGAAAGAAAGAACGAAAGAAAGAAAGAAGGAAAAAAAGAGAUCUCGUCACGAGACAUCACGUCGUGUAAUUUAUAUGGAUUUAUUUCUGUACAUUUCCUUUGCCCUUUGUUAUUAUUCGCCGAACGCUGAGACAAUAAAAUAUAAUGUUUUGUUA
Molecule: messenger RNA, 8501 nt
Organism: Harpegnathos saltator (Jerdon's jumping ant)
Lineage: Eukaryota; Metazoa; Arthropoda; Insecta; Hymenoptera; Formicidae
Exons: 18
Coding region: 176-4696 (1506 amino acids)
Cellular component (GO): cytosol
Molecular function (GO): protein binding
Source: RefSeq, a predicted model, not a curated record